Molecule: messenger RNA, 3035 nt
Organism: Acinonyx jubatus (cheetah)
Lineage: Eukaryota; Metazoa; Chordata; Mammalia; Carnivora; Felidae
Gene: CCDC81
Product: coiled-coil domain containing 81
Exons: 15
Coding region: 1184-3016 (610 amino acids)
Cellular component (GO): centrosome
Source: RefSeq, a predicted model, not a curated record
AUAUUGGACACCAUCGUCCCUUCCUUGCGGGACCUGAACAAGCCGGUGCUGCAUACUCUUCGUACUCUUCGGUCGCUGAGCCAGGAGGAAGUGUCUACUAUCUGGGGGAAUGUGUCAGAAUUUGUGCAACGACAGCUAUCCCUACAAAAGGCAAGAUUUAUACUUUAAGUUUAAUGCAAGAGUCCAAAGGAUCUUUCUUCCUUGGUCUUGUAUAAUUUUGCUGGGAGCAAGAUAACAGAUUUUAGAGCCAUUCAAUUUGACUUUCAGUCCUGUGAUUUUAUGAUGCUCACACUAUGACUUACAGAUAGCAUUUAACAAACAUGGAUUUUAUUCUUAGGUAAUGAAUUUGUAAAAGUUCUCUCUAGUGAUACCAAGCAGAUCACUGACCAGUCUGGAUGUGUGUAGAGGAACUAGAUGAAUUCUGUUGAUCUGUGACCUGAUAGUUUCUGGCAUUGCUAUAGAAGGAUGUAAUGCUUCCUGCCAUGCCUCUUUGCAGGGAAUGGGUUUUAACUGAAAUACAAGAAGACAAUCUGGGAUUGAACUCAUCUUGCCAAAAAUGGGAAACUUUGCCCAGACUUCAGUUUGGAUGCCAUGGAAUUGGACAGAGAUUUGGGGAGUUUUGAGGGAGCUGGGAAAUUGUGAAACUUUUAUAUCCUACUCACAGGUCCCAUUAUGACAACCCGUGGGCUGAACUCGUCCUUCAAACUUAUCUUAUUUGGUCUGAUAAUUUGAAGUAGUCAUCACCAACCUAAAAUUUGGAGAGUUUAUAUAAAGUUUUGGACUUGUUUCUCUUUUCUUGAAAAAUCAGCAGAUUUAACAACACCAGUUUUCCAUUCCUGCAUGAUGACACUUGGCUGGAGCCAACAGUGAGCUCUUCCCUUUGGAUGGGGUUUGUACUUUCUAGCCACUGCACUCUCUGGCUGGCUACCUUCAUUCCCUUGCGUUCUUUCGUGGGUGGUGCCUGAAGGCAUUUGAGUUUGUAACCCUUGAGGUGUGAUAUUUCCAGGGAGACAGAGGCCUAGUUUGAGAGCCAAAAGCAUUUGCUUCUACCCCUCAGCCAAGAUCACUACACUGCAGCAGAUGCCUUGGAUGCUGGAUUGUCUGGUUUUAAGUGAGAGACAAAACCUAAAAGAAGGAAUGAGAAAGCAGAGAUUCUUACAGCUUUUUAAAUUCCUUCUUUCUAAUGGGUGUUCAGAUCCCAGGGCUUGGAACUUUUACUUUCAUGAGACAAAAAAUUGACGUGGGAAACAACAAGUUUAUUCUGAUUCAGAGACCCAUAUUUAUCAUGGCAGAGAAGUUAGUACGGACCCAUGAACUCAAACAAAACAAAACAUACAUUCCUGGUGAUAUUCCCGUUGUUCCACUUAAUUUUGUCACGAUAUCCCUGCAGUGUCCAUUUAGCAGGGAUACAGUGGAAAGCUGUGUGAAAGAAACUUUGCUUUUUUUAUCACGAUCCAUUUCCACCAAACCAAAUGUGGAGUUUACUUUCAAAGGAAUCGGGAUCCUCACGAUUAAAGGCGGCAAAGUGAAGAUGAGAUUUUAUAAGGAUUUCCUUUCUAAAAUGGAUGGAACUGGGGCUUUGGCAGAAGCCCUCACAAAUAGGCCUGGCACUGUGGACUCCGUGUUGUCCAGCAGAGAGAGCUCAGAGAAGCAAUCCAAGUGUGGGUGUGCAUUUCCAAGGAUUGAGAUCAAGACGUUGGACAAAAAACCACCUAUGGAGACCAUUGUAGAGGAAGAUGAAAAUGAAAUGAAUGGACAAGAGAAGUGCGAAUUAAAAGACCAUCCAAGCAAAGAAGGCGUCAGAGAGAUCAUAACACACAAGAGACUUCGAGAAAAACAUGCUCUCUCUCCUUUCAAAGUGACAAACAUCAGCUUUCCAAACAUGGCGGAGCAGAAUGUUAGUGGUGGUAAGAGUGUGAACCGUGAAAGCUUAUCAUCUCCACGUUAUUUGAAAGAUUACAAUAAAAUGAAGCAUAACAUUUCUCCAGCCACUGGUUGCCAGGAUCAUACUAAGGCAGGGCAGGAAUUGUGUUAUGUGUGUUUGCAACGAGCGCUGCGCAAUUUGCCACGACACCACAGCAGUGACAGGAAGAGAGGGGAGAGAGAAAAUGAGCAACACAUUCGGCAGUAUCAAAUGAUGAAGGAUCAAGAGGAGCUCCAGAAACACCAGAUGAGAAAUCUGGCUAAUAGAGCACAGAAUCAAAAAAAUGCUGCCUAUAAUCUUGGAGUUGCUGAAGCUAUAAGAAUCCACAAGAAGGAGAAACCUGAAUUUUGUAAAUCUUUCCUAUUUGAUAAACGGCCACUCAGUUCUGAGAUUAAUGCUUUUAAACAAGAAGAAUAUUCCCAAAGUCUCCUGAAACAAAUGGAUAACAGACAGGAAAAGCAAAUAAAGCAAAGACAAAACAGAGAGCUGAUGGGCCGCCUAGAACAAAAGCAUCUCACAGAGGAACUUGAUGCACAGAGAGCCAAAUACAUCAGAGAUAAGAUGGAAGACACCCAGUGUUAUAAGAGAGCUUUGGAUGCACAGAUAAAGAAUAAAUCCAUGCAAAUGUCCACGUUUGAGCCAGAGCCUUGUGAACCCAUCUUUGCUAAGGAUGAGAGUGAAAUGAUGGUGCAAAAGCGAAAGCGAGACCAGAAAUACAUGAAGCACCAGAUGGAGACCGCUGCUAGCCAGAAAAGAAGAACCAUCUUGCAGCACCUGGUGGGCCAGAAGCAGGAUUUGCAGAUGCUUCAGAGGACACAAAAAGAACACCUGGCAGACAGAAAGGCUGAGAUGGAGCGGGUGAAGAGAAUGAACGAGAGCUUGCUGAAGGACUGGGAAAGGAGCACCGCAAUGAAGAAACAGCGGGACAUGGAGGAGAAGGCUUUGCAGCGGUCUGCAAACAAGCUCUUUAUCCUGGACCAGUGCGAGAGAUAUUUGCGCUGCAAGCAGUGCCAGAGGAGCACCAACAAUAAGGGCAGGAGCAACGUGUGGCCAUUCAACCAGCACCUGCCUGGCUCGCGGUUCUUUUCAUAAAACCCACCGCUUGGAUCUA